GUAAAGUUUCUGGUAACACGGUUUUCACAAGAUUCCUGUCCCUGUCAUAAUAAUUGGUAGGUUAAUGGUUCUGUAAACGUGCUUAGAUUAGAUUGUACUAUCACUAUGCCAGCCACAGACUACUCACCAGCAAUGGAAGAAGUGAAAUCAAGUUGGGCUGAUGAGGUUGAGCUAGAAGGGGGCGCUUUGCCCCCGCCUACUGAGGUGGUAGAAAAUGGACUGAAAAUCGUGACCGAAUACAAGUUCAAUGACGACGACAAGAAGGUCAAAAUCAUCAGAACUUACAAGAUAGAAAAGCGAAUCGUCUCCAAGUCAAUUGCUCUGAGGAAAACCUGGAAGAAGUUUGGCGAGUCGGCCGGAGAUAAGUUUGGCCCCAAUCCAGCCACCACCAUUGUAGGGGAAGACGUUUACAUGCAAUUCAUCUCUAGCAAGGAGGAGGACAUGAAACCUGAAGAUGAGGGCAUCGAAAAACUGAAAGGAUUGGGAGACAAAAAUGUUGUCAAAUGUCGUACUUGUGGUAACGACCAUUGGACUACCAAGUGCCCAUGGAAAGAUACCGUUUUGGCUGAUGAUAAGAAACCACCAAUGGCAGCUGGUGCUGCAGGUGGCUCAGAACCAAGCAAACCUGGUGGUUCCAAAUAUGUGCCGCCUAGCCUGCGGGAUGGAGGAGCGAAAAGAUCAGACGGAGCCAACAUGGGCAAACGGGACGACAAUUAUUGCGCGAUCCGCAUUGCCAAUCUCAGUGGAUCUACCACAGACAUUGAUCUUGAGGAGCUGGUUAAACCCUUCGGGCCCAUUCACAAGCUGUAUCUGGCCAAAGACAAGCAAACGGGCUUGUGCAAGGGCUUUGCUUACAUACACUUCAAAUUCAAAGCCGACGCAGCGAAUGCAAUCACACUACUCAAUGGCUAUGGUUACGACCAUUUGAUUCUUCAAGUCGAUUGGUCCAAGCCGGUGAAUAACCAGUAAAAUUAUUAAUUUUAGGCCAUAAUUACAAAUAAAACCUAAUUAAUAACGGUAUAA
This is a messenger RNA of Dendroctonus ponderosae (mountain pine beetle), 1023 nucleotides long. It is a transcript of the gene eIF3g1, whose product is annotated as eukaryotic translation initiation factor 3 subunit G. The record is from RefSeq and is a predicted model, not a curated record. The transcript has 3 exons. The coding region runs from base 106 to 969 and encodes 287 amino acids. Gene Ontology annotation, cellular component: cytoplasm; eukaryotic translation initiation factor 3 complex. Gene Ontology annotation, molecular function: translation initiation factor activity; RNA binding. NCBI's taxonomy places the organism in Eukaryota, Metazoa, Arthropoda, Insecta, Coleoptera, Curculionidae.